AUGGGCAUCAAUGCUAACACCGGACGUGCCUCUGCUCCAUUAUUCCUAGCGGAGUGGGCGUUUAGUAUACUUCCUAACGCAACGGUGACGAUUGCUCAGACACCUCCCUUCAUUAUCACCAACAUUGUCCCGGGAGACUUUAACCACGACGGCAAGCUGGAUGUUUUGGUCAUGGGUCAGGCGGACCCAGUACGGAACCCCCAAGGCGAGCUCAUGAUGCGGGUGUACCUCGGAAACAUUGACAGCGGAUGGAACGAAAAUUUCAUUACCGUGCCAUCAUCGACAGCCCAACAACCGAUCACUUUUGACUACAACGGAGAUAUGCUCACGGAUCUUCUUGGAUACCAGUUUGAAGGAUACCAGGCAGGAGUCAGUCCAUUGUCGGUAUGGAGAAACAUUUACUCCCCUGCCAACCCCGAUGGACCCAUUUUUGAAGUUGUGCCUAUGAACUUUACGGGAGAAGCUGGACCAGCCUGCACUCUUUCGGACCCUCAUUCAAGCGCGUUUGUCGAUCUCAACGGAGACUGUCUUGCGGACCUCUUCCUGACUUGCUACGAUGCUGGAACGCAACAAUACAGCUAUGUGGUCUACGUGAACAACAAAGAUGAAGGAUUCAGUUUUGGAGUGAGUGGGCUUUUGCCAGAAGGCUCUGGACAGGUCACGUUCGCGGAUAUCGAUGGCGACGGAGCGGUUGAUAUGGUCGUCCCUGGGUGUGAUACCCAUGGCCAGUGCUCGAUCUAUGUCUACUACAACCAGCAGAUCCCUCUUUGCACGUCCAAGGAUCAGAAGGAUUGUCGACAGGUGACCAACCUGUGCGUCGUAGAUCCAGGAUUCUCGUUCAGCGUCGACCCAGACCACAACACUGUCCCAGGGGGCCUUGUACGGUUCCCGUUAGCGAAUGUAUUCCCGGAAGGACAGCGCUUGUUGCUGAUCGACCCCGGUUUCAAGGGCAAACUGCCUGUGUCGGUUCAUGUCGGCGAUUACAACUUGGAUGGAUACCCGGAUCUGCUGGUCGUUAGCAGCACACCCGGCGACAACAGCAAGCCGUCAAGCGCAACCCUCUUCCAGUCUGUCCUUUGCGCAGAUGAGACCUGUGUGCCCUCUGCAGUGACCAAGAAGAGACGCAGCUUUGUCAAAGUGACUGAUGGUGCCGAGGCUCUGAACCUUGCACAGGAUGUCCGCGCAGCGGCCUUCUUGGACCUCGACGAGGAUGGCACGGUGGAUAUAAUGCUGCUCAGGAACACGAAUGGUCAACAGGCUGCAGGAAGGGCGAUCACCAUGAUCCACAACAACUACUUCAACGACGCCUUCUUCCUCAAGACCCUUGCCUCGAACGGUGUUAGCCCCACAUGGAGUGGACCUCACGAUACUAAACCUGCCAAGGCCGGCGCCAAGCCAUUUGGAGUCAACUAUCCGGGAGCGACUUUCAAGUUUACUGUUCUGGACACCUCGGGCAAGAAGCGCGCCAACCAGGUUGCUCAGUACCCUUCAUCGUCUUACAUGGGUCUGUCCUUGCCAUACUCGUUGUUUGGAUUGGGACGGACGAAUAACUAUGUUGAGGAGUUGUUUGUGGGCGUGACGAGGAACCAGCCUGAGCACUAUACGACGUAUUCCGGAGUGAUCCCCAACUCGCAGUUGAUCAUCAUUCCUUACCAGUCAGAGGAUGAGUCUCGACCUCCUGUUGGAGGACUGAAUGCCACUCCAGGAGCUGAGGUUGAUCCUGAUGCCGUGGCGGCAGCAGCAGCGGCAGCGGCAGCAUGGGCUGAGAAAAAGGGUGGACCAAGCGAGUGGACUUUGGAGCUGUAUGUUCGUCCAGGAGACUAUGUCCCAUGGGUGUUUGUUACGCUCGUUACGGCGACUGCUAUCCUGGCCGGUGUGGUCGUUUCACUCAACUGGAUGGAGAAGCGUGAGGAUGAGAGGGAGAGGAAAAAGGCGCUUCAUAUCAUCAACUUUGACGCCCUGUAA
This is a messenger RNA of Linnemannia hyalina, 1965 nucleotides long. Lineage: Eukaryota; Fungi; Mortierellomycota; Mortierellomycetes; Mortierellales; Mortierellaceae. The record is from the annotation of a GenBank genome assembly.